Messenger RNA from Prunus dulcis (almond), 1948 nucleotides. RefSeq names its product glucan endo-1,3-beta-glucosidase 12-like. Gene Ontology annotation, molecular function: hydrolase activity, hydrolyzing O-glycosyl compounds. Bases 349 to 1776 code for a protein of 475 amino acids. The transcript has 2 exons. Gene Ontology annotation, biological process: carbohydrate metabolic process. Gene Ontology annotation, cellular component: plasma membrane. The record is from RefSeq and is a predicted model, not a curated record. NCBI's taxonomy places the organism in Eukaryota, Viridiplantae, Streptophyta, Magnoliopsida, Rosales, Rosaceae.
AGCUCACGCAUUUUGGGGAGCCUGCGGCAAAGAUUCUUUCUUUUUUAUUUUUAAGUUUUUUCUGUGAUUUCUGACCACUUUCUGUUUCUUUCAUGCUACCCUUUCCUACCACAUGUACAGUACCAGCUCUCCAGCAUCCUGGGUUUAAAUGACCAAAUUGACCCUACUUAAUCAUUCAUCACUAUUAAAAUGGUGGGUAAAUAUUGUAAUUUGAUAAAGCAGACCAGCGACAGACAUUUUCCACUAGAGCAGAAAGUAGAAAGUGCCAACUCUCCUUUGAAGGCUUGAACAAAAUCUCAUUAGCUAUAUAGCGCCCUCAAACACAAAGUCGAACUUACUUCAAUCACCAUGGCCACCACCACCCUCCCACUCCUCCUUUUAGUAAUUGUAAGCUCGUUCCAAAACGCGGUGGUUUCCGGUGUGGGCAUAAACUAUGGGACUCUCGGAAACAACCUGCCAUCACCAAAGAGAGUAGCUCAGCUCCUCCAGGCCACUCUCAUAGACAAGGUCAAAAUCUAUGACACCAACCCCGAAAUCCUCCAGGCCUUUUCCAACACAGGCAUCGACCUAAUCGUCGCCGUCGAGAACAGCCAUGUCUCCAACAUCAGCACCGACGUGGCUGCCGCGGACGAGUGGUUUGCCACUCGUGUCCUGCCCUUCAUUCCUGCCACUUCCAUCACAGCCAUUGCUGUAGGAAAUGAAUACUUAACCACAACAACAGCUGCUACAAAAAGUGACAAAGAUCCCCAAGUGGACCCCACAGCUCUGGUCCAGGCAAUGCAGAACUUGCACGCAGUGCUCAUAGCCCGAGGGCUGGACCGCAAGAUCAAGGUCACCACCCCACACAGCAUGGCCGUUCUAGCAUCCUCAUUUCCACCUUCAUCCUCAACUUUUGCCACAAAUCUUGUGCCAACUAUGACCUCCAUAGCUGCCUUCUUGGCGGACACUGGCGCCCCUUUUAUGGUCAAUGCCUACCCUUACUUCGCAUACCGGGACAACCCCGACAUGGUCAAUCUACAAUACGCAUUGCUAGGGAACUCAACCUCAAACGGCGUGCGUGACCCGAAAGGGUACACGUACACCAACAUGCUGGAUGCUCAGAUUGAUGCUGUUCGAGCCGCCAUUGAUGCACUCGGACUUGGACACCGGACCGUGGAGAUCAUGGUGUCUGAAUCCGGGUGGCCAUCCAAGGGUGACACCGGGGAUAUAGCCGCUACGGCGGAAAAUGCCAAGACUUAUAACACUAGGUUGAUUGAGCGUGCCCAGUCUAACAAAGGGACACCCAUGAAGCCUAAUGACAAGGUUGAGGUAUUUGUGUUUGCUUUGUUUAAUGAGAACAAGAAGGAAGGGGGCGCGACAGAGAGAAAUUUCGGGAUUUUUAACGGGGACGGUUCGAAGGUGUACGAAGUGGAUUUGAGCUGCAAAUUUUGCAGCAACGAUGGCAACGGAAAUGGAGGAGGAUUUGGGUUUGGUGAGAAAGUAUCGGGUGUGGUAAGGGGUCCAUCUGUUUGGUGUGUUGCUAAGCCCCAUGCUGAUGAGAAGGUGCUUCAAGCUGUGUUGGAUUUUUGCUGUGGAGGUGGUGGUGUGGAUUGCAGAGAGAUCUAUGAGAAUGGUGAUUGUUUUGAGCCUCAGAAGCUUCUUGCUCAUGCAUCUUAUGCUAUGAAUGCCUACUAUCAGAUGCAUGGCAGAAACUACUGGAAUUGUGACUUCAAGGGUACUGGCUUAGUUACUUUCAGUGAUCCAACUUAUGGGAGAUGCCGGUAUCCUCAACAGUAAAUCAACAAGGAAGGAAUGACAGAGGGCAUAAUCAAUGUGGUUGACAGCUAGCUCUUCACUCUUGAGUGUUGGUAUUUCUAAAGUCAGGGCUUAAGAUUUAUUGAUCACAUCCCGAUGUAAAAGAAGAAAACAAGAAAAGUUUGAUUUGAAGGUUGUUCUGCAGGAUUUUGAA